AUGGCUCAGAGGGAGGAAGCCCUGGCUCGGGUAGUGGUCCUCGAGCAGGAGUUGGUCAAGCGGGCAGAAAGUUUUAAAGACCUGACCUUGGAGGCUGAGACAACAAAACUCCAAAAUCAACAUCUCAGCCAAGAGAUCGAGGCUUUGAAGAAGAGAUGCUCAGCCCUGCUUGAGGAUGCUAAGCUGGCUGAAGAUAGGGUUCAGCUGGAGUGUGAGGAGCGCUUGCGGGAAUUUAAGGAGUCAGCCGAACUGAAGAAGGAGAUUGAACAGGCCUGUGAGGUUCGUCUUCAAGCUUACAGGGACUCUUCUGAGUUGAAAGCAGAGAUAGCUGAGGCCUGCCAGGCACGACUUGCCGAGUACAAGGCCUCUGACGAACUGAAGACGGCUAUUUGGCGAAAGGGCUUCCGUAUGUUCGCGUCUGGCUUCAAUCGAGGUUUGAGGGAGGCCAGACAGGCUCCUUCUGCUUCGCUGUCUGAACUCCGAGCCAAAGAGGAAGACUCUGAUGGCGAGGAGGUGCUUUAUAGAGAGGAUGACCUUCCCCUGCCUAAGGAAACUUCUCACACUUCAGCUGGGCCCUCUGAUAAGGACACUGGGCUAGGAGAAAAGGAAGAUAUGGAGGUCCUCGAACCUGAGGAGGACAACUCCAGGCCUCAAGAGGAGGAUGUAGAGCUAGGAGUGGAAGAUGCUGGGCCCCAUGGGCAAGAGAUGAUACUUUAUGCAGGUGAUGGGAGAUCUGAGCAAGAGGGCACCAAACCUCCCCUAAGCAGUAAUGUAAAUACUAAUGUAGAGGGCAAUAGUGUAGAUAGUGAAAUACCUAGGAAUGUAAGCCCUUUGAGGACAAUCUUUCCUCCCAUAAUCUUAGAUGAUUAG
This is a messenger RNA of Manihot esculenta (cassava), 870 nucleotides long. RefSeq lists its product as uncharacterized. The record is from RefSeq and is a predicted model, not a curated record. The coding region runs from base 1 to 870 and encodes 289 amino acids. Lineage: Eukaryota; Viridiplantae; Streptophyta; Magnoliopsida; Malpighiales; Euphorbiaceae. The transcript has a single exon.